AUGGCUCCAUCUGCGGUGCCAAACGGCACUGCCAACGGCGUCAAUGGCCGCACCGACAGCCUCUCCGCCAACGACAACAUCCAGCGCUUUGCAGCUCCCAGUAGGCCUCUGAGCCCCCAGCCCGGCCACCAGCUCUUCCACCCCAAGACAAGAUGUUUCGUCUAGUAAGUCUCGCCCUCCGAGUCCAGACCACGCAGGCACGGCGAUUCUGACAACCAUUCAGCGGUAUGCAAACCAAGGCCGUCCAGGGUAUGCUCGACUUCGACUUCAUCUGCAAGCGCAAGACCCCGUCCGUCGCCGGCAUCAUCUACACAUUCGGAGGCCAAUUCGUGAGCAAGAUGUGAGCUUGCCGAGCAAGAGCAGCACCGCACCAUCCUGAGGCCGCAGAACUGACCGCAAUCUAGGUACUGGGGCACCUCCGAGACACUCCUCCCCGUCUACGAAUCCGUCGACACUGCCAUGGCAAAGCACGCUGACGUGGACUGCGUCGUGAACUUCGCUUCCUCCCGAUCCGUCUACAGCUCCACCAUGGAGCUCAUGGAGUACCCUCAGAUCAAGUCGAUUGCCAUCAUUGCCGAAGGUGUGCCGGAGCGACGAGCUCGUGAGAUCCUCCAUGUCGCCAAGAAGAAGGGCAUCACCAUCAUCGGUCCGGCGACGGUCGGUGGUAUCAAGCCUGGUGCCUUCAAGAUCGGAAACACGGGUGGUAUGAUGGACAACAUCGUGGCCUCCAAGCUCUACCGCAAGGGAUCCGUUGGAUACGUCUCCAAGUCGGGCGGUAUGUCCAACGAGUUGAACAACAUUGUCUCGCAGACAACAGACGGUGUAUACGAGGGUAUUGCCAUUGGUGGUGACAGAUAUCCUGGAACCACCUUCAUCGAUCACAUGCUCCGAUACCAGGCCGACCCGGACUGCAAGAUUCUGCUCCUGCUCGGUGAGGUCGGUGGUGUCGAGGAGUACCGUGUGAUUGAGGCUGUCAAGAGGGGCGUCAUCACCAAGCCAAUCGUCGCCUGGGCAAUUGGUACCGUUGCAUCCAUGCUGAAGACAGAGGUGCAAUUCGGUCACGCUGGUGCUCUCGCCAACUCUCAGCUCGAGACUGCUGCCAUGAAGAACAAGAGCAUGCGUGAUGCUGGUUUCCACGUCCCAGAGACCUUCGAGGACCUCCCGGCAACGCUCGCUGCCGUCUACAAGGACAUGCUCAACAAGGGCGAGGUCAAGCCUUCCCCCGAACCAGCUGUUCCAAAGAUCCCGAUUGACUACUCGUGGGCCCAGGAGCUCGGCCUCAUCCGUAAGCCAGCUGCUUUCAUCUCCACCAUUUCCGACGACCGUGGUCAGGAACUUCUCUACGCUGGCCUGCCCAUCUCCGACGUCUUCAGGGAGGAGAUCGGUAUUGGUGGUGUCAUGGCUCUCCUGUGGUUCCGCCGCAGACUGCCCGACUACGCCAGCCGAUUCUUGGAGAUGGUUCUCAUGCUUACUGCUGACCACGGUCCUGCCGUGUCUGGUGCCAUGAACACCAUCAUUACUACCCGUGCCGGCAAGGACCUGAUCUCUUCACUGGUCGCUGGUCUGCUCACCAUCGGUUCCCGUUUCGGUGGUGCCCUUGACGGCGCUGCGGAGGAGUUCACCCGUGCUUUCGACAAGGGUCUGAGCCCGCGUGACUUCGUUGACACCAUGAGGAAGGAGAACAAGCUCAGUAAGUGCGAUGAACCAUUUGCGAGAUUCCGAACACUAACCGCGUGCAGUUCCUGGUAUUGGUCACCGUGUCAAGUCGCGCAACAACCCCGAUCUCCGUGUCUCCCUCGUCAAGGAGUACGUGCAGAAGAAUUUCCCAUCCAGCAAGCUCCUCGACUACGCGCUCGCCGUCGAGACCGUCACGACCUCGAAGAAGGACAACCUCAUCCUCAACGUCGACGGCUGUAUCGCCGUCUGCUUCGUCGAUCUCCUCCGCAACUCCGGCGCUUUCUCCCCCGAGGAAGCGGAAGACUACCUCAAGAUGGGCGUGCUCAACGGCCUCUUCGUGCUCGGACGAUCAAUUGGUCUCAUUGCUCACUACCUCGACCAGAAGAGACUGCGCACUGGUCUGUACAGACAUCCCUGGGACGACAUCACCUACUUGCUCCCCGAGUUGGGCAAGGGUGCUCCGGGCAACGAGGGUCGUGUUGAGGUUAAUGUCAAGUAA
Molecule: messenger RNA, 2176 nt
Organism: Lecanosticta acicola
Lineage: Eukaryota; Fungi; Ascomycota; Dothideomycetes; Mycosphaerellales; Mycosphaerellaceae
Source: the annotation of a GenBank genome assembly